Molecule: messenger RNA, 2306 nt
Organism: Ruditapes philippinarum (Manila clam)
Lineage: Eukaryota; Metazoa; Mollusca; Bivalvia; Venerida; Veneridae
Product: cytochrome P450 2U1-like
Exons: 8
Coding region: 247-1806 (519 amino acids)
Biological process (GO): xenobiotic metabolic process
Cellular component (GO): cytoplasm; intracellular membrane-bounded organelle
Molecular function (GO): heme binding; iron ion binding; oxidoreductase activity, acting on paired donors, with incorporation or reduction of molecular oxygen, reduced flavin or flavoprotein as one donor, and incorporation of one atom of oxygen
Source: RefSeq, a predicted model, not a curated record
GUGGUUUCUUAUCAUUAUAUGUAAAAAGAUAAAUGGAUGUACACUAGUUUAUCGUCAGAUUUAAAGAGAACUAAUGACGCGGAUAUCCUAUAAACUUUCCCACCUCUUGUAUCCCAGCGUUAUCUCUUCCUGCUCUUAAGAGCAAAAUUCAACAACAAAUUUUCUAACAUUCUUCAGAGGAGAUUAUAUUUGCGAUUAAUAUUAUACCUGAGCACAUUUAGAGACAUCAAAACGAUAUUUACUGAAAUGUCUGUAACCGGAAUACCUAGCAUGUUUUACAUUAUAUCAUGCUUUCAAUCGCCAACUUCUGUUUGCUUGAUAGCAGGAUUUUGUUUGAUGAUUGUAUGCAAAUGUAUCCGUGCGCGUACUAUUCCACCAGGGCCAUGGGCUUUACCGAUUCUCGGAAGUGUCGGCUUUUUUCGCGCCUUUAAACGCAGACGACAUCUUAUUCUGUCAGAUUUGAGUGAAAAAUAUGGAAAUAUUUUCAGUGUGUAUGCAGGUACUCAACUUGUUGUUUUUCUAAACGGAUAUGACGUAAUUCGUGAAGCGUUUGUAAAAAAGGCGGCAGUCUUCAGUGACCGACCUAGCUGGUUACCAUCGUUACAAUAUGGACUAUCAGAGGGAAAAGGGCUGGUAUGGCAAGAGGCAAUACACGCCGGCGCGGCCAGAAAAUUCGCCCGCCAAGCACUGCGAGAAUUUGGUCUAGGUCGAAGAAGUCUCCAAGACAAAGUGCUACAAGAAACGAGUUAUAUUUCACAUGUCUUUAAAGAAGAGAUUGGAAAACCUUUCACGUUGAAACCAACAUUAAAAAAAGCAAUAACAAACAUCAUACAUGAUGUUAUAUUUGGUAAAAGGUUAGACUUGAACGACGAUGAACUAAGCAGGCUAAUUCAACUGAUUGACGAAUUCUUUAAAGGCGGACUAUUCAUUCCAAAGAAUUUUCUACCAGGGAUUAUAAGAUAUUUUCUGCCCGAGAAUGAGGCAGUGUAUAAUAAGAAGCAGACGACAAUCAACCACUUAAAGAAGUAUAUAUAUGACAGAAUAUCAGAACAUGAACGUAACUUUGACAACAACAACAUACGCGACUUCGUAGACCUUUACGUUAACUUUUCCAAACAAGAGGACAGCAACAUUUCUAAAGGAGAAGUAUUCCGGAUGAUUCUGGAUCUGUUCCUAGCAGGGUCUGAAACAACUGCUAGUACCCUAGACUGGUGCUUUAUGUUCAUGGUGAAGUAUCCAGCUAUUCAAGAAAACUGUUUUCUAGAGAUUAGAAAGCUUCAAAAAAUACAGCCUGAAAUGGAGCAGAUAGAUUGGUCACAUAGACAUCAUUUACCAUAUAUUGAAGCCACCAUAGCUGAGAUACAAAGACUGGCAGUCAUAGUUCCUCUCGGAUUACCACAUAUGGCAUCAGAAGAUGCUACAUUGCAAGGUUACGCCAUACCAAAGAACACCAUUGUGUUCGGGAACCUGUACUCCUGUUCCAUGGACAGUAAUGCAUGGAGUAAUGUCAACGACUUUAAACCAGAGCGACAUCUUGAUGAACAUGGUCAGUUCAAACGAAACGAGAGGCUUAUUCCAUUCUCUAUAGGGCCUAGGAUGUGUUUAGGAGAUUCAAUGGCAAGACUUGAAAUAUUCUUGAUGUUUUCAAACCUUAUCAGACAAUUUAAGUUCACAAAGUACGGUGAAGGUAGCCUGUCCGCAACACAUGUGAAGGAGAAUCAUCCUAUAUCGAGCGCAGAGAAUUUUCAAGUAAUGAUAGAGGAGAGAUUUGACGGUAUUGAAGUGACAAAUAAUCUCAUUGGUUAGCACGAAUGUCUUUGUUGAGAUCGCGUUACAGUCUUUAAUGUAUGUCUGUUUUGUUUAUAUCUGACGUAAUCAUUGUUUGUAAUAAUUCGCAUAUUCCUUACUUAUCGACAGUUUGAAGUACUGAGGUUCAUCGAAUCAAUAAGUAUAUACUAACGUCUUGGGUCUGUAAAGAAAAUAAAUGCAUAAAUAUAUAUCAAUGUGAGGGAAAAAAGGCAAGUGCAAGUCCUAAUGUCUAUUAUCAAAUAUAGAUACAUCUAAAGCUGCAGAAGAAUGUUUAAAUCUUUAAAACUGGAAUUAGCAAAGGAAAAAGUUCUGUAUUAUGUCUAAAUAUUUUUCCUGGCAAAAGUGUCCCUCAUAUUGAAAUUUAUUCAAAACGAUAAAAUAAGCCAUUUAAAAAUGCUGAUCAUUUUCUGUAAACCAUCAAUUUCCUUCCAAAAAUCUGAUCUUUUUUAUUGAUAUUGUAUAUAUGCUUCUUGUGUUGAAAUAAAAACUCAUUUUAA